AUGCAUUUGAUGCUGUCCUAUGUAACUAUUCCCUCCCUCCCUCCCGGUUCUCCUUGCGGCGAAAAGGUAGAAAAUAUACUGACCGUUCUGGAUAUAGUCUCGGCAUUCUUGGCUGGUAUGAAGAGAUCAACUGGUUUAACACCCAGUCUUAAGAAAGAUGUCACCGAAAACAAAGAAAUCAACGGUUGGAUCGAGAAAUAUCUGGGAGUUGGCGAAUGGGUUAUGGAUACAUCGGUAGCCUUUGCAGGGUCAUCCGGCUUCUUCGAGAGAAAGAGAUGA
This is a messenger RNA of Botrytis fragariae, 279 nucleotides long. RefSeq lists its product as uncharacterized. NCBI's taxonomy places the organism in Eukaryota, Fungi, Ascomycota, Leotiomycetes, Helotiales, Sclerotiniaceae. The record is from RefSeq and is a predicted model, not a curated record. The coding region runs from base 1 to 279 and encodes 92 amino acids. Gene Ontology annotation, cellular component: cytoplasm. The transcript is spliced from 2 exons.